This is a messenger RNA of Acanthosepion pharaonis, 993 nucleotides long. NCBI's taxonomy places the organism in Eukaryota, Metazoa, Mollusca, Cephalopoda, Sepiida, Sepiidae. The record is from the annotation of a GenBank genome assembly.
AUGUGCGUACACCUAACUUUUAGUUUAGGAACCUUAAGCCCCGUAAAAGGUUUGCCUUUCUUUGUCUCAUGUCCAUCUCCAUGUUGCCAGGCAAAAGUUUGGUUUUUCAUUGACAAUCCAUUAACUUUCUUUCUUUUCUAUUUUUUCCUUCGUAUUUUUUUCUUUCUUAGGCUCUUUCGUCUAUGUUUUUUUUUUAUUCCUUCUUUUUUUCUAUUAUUUUAUUUAUUUUUCACCUCCAUUGUCUUUUUUUUUCUUUUUUUACCAUUUCAUUCGUUUUCUAUAAAGUUCUUUCUUUUCUAUCUUUUCUUCUCAUGUGAUUUAUUUUCUUCUUUUUACUUUCUUCUUGAAUUAUGCGAUUUCAUUCGUUCUUUAUUCUUUCUUUUCGUUCAUUCCUUUGUUAUAAUGUGUUUUCUUCUUCCAUGCUUACUUUUACUUUCUUUCGUUCAUAUGCAUUUUUUUCUUUUUUUUUUUUACUUCUUUUGUCUUUCGAAUUAUUUUUUUAUCUCAUGCUUUUCGUUCAUACAUUACGUAUUUAUUCCUUUUCCAUUUGGACUUUCUUUUUCUUUCUUUCUUCUAUCUUUUAUUCUUUUUUAUUUUUAUAAUGACCCCUUUCGUUUUCUUUCUUGCUUUCUUUCUUUCUUUCGUCUUUUUUUUCUUUUUAAUUUUUCCAUAUCAGAUCUUUUCUCGAAUUCUUCCAUCCACAGUUCUUUCUUUCCUUUCUUUCUUUCUUUCUUUCUUUCUUGCUUGCUUGCUUUCGUCUUUUUUUUUGUUUCAUUUUUCGUCCUUUCCUUUUCCUGCAUCAGUUCGUUUCUCGAUUUCGUCUGUCCACAGUCCAUAUUUUCCCGUCCAUUUUUCUUUCAUUUCUUUUUCAUAUUUCGAUUUGUUUUAUUUCAACCUUAUUGCCAGUUCGUUUUUUUUUUUUUUUUUCUGUCUUGUUCCUUUCCUCCUACAAAGUUUAUGAUUCCCGGACAGCGUUUGGUCAGCCGGAGCUGA